Messenger RNA from Pelecanus crispus (Dalmatian pelican), 1446 nucleotides. Lineage: Eukaryota; Metazoa; Chordata; Aves; Pelecaniformes; Pelecanidae. The record is from RefSeq and is a predicted model, not a curated record.
GGAAUUGUUGCUGCGGCUCGUUCGAAAGGAGAACAUAAACAAAAAAUCUUCUUAACAGUCUCCUUUGGGGGAAUCAAAAUCUUCGAUGAAAAGACAGGGCUACUACAGCACCACCAUGCAGUUCAUGAAAUUUCAUACAUCGCAAAGGAUAUCACAGACCAUCGAGCAUUUGGAUAUGUAUGUGGAAAGGAGGGAAAUCACAGAUUUGUGGCAAUAAAAACAGCCCAGGCAGCUGAACCUGUAAUUCUGGACUUGCGAGACCUGUUUCAGCUCAUCUAUGAACUGAAACAAAGGGAAGAAAUGGAAAAAAAGGCACAAAAGGAUAAACAGUGUGAACAAGCGGUAUACCAGACAAUUUUGGAAGAAGAUGUAGAAGAUCCUGUAUACCAGUACAUUGUGUUUGAGGCUGGACACGAGCCAAUCCGUGAGCCUGAAACGGAAGAAAACAUUUAUCAGGUUCCUACCAGCCAAAAGAAGGAAGGUGUUUAUGAUGUGCCAAAAAGUCAACCUGUAAGUGCUGUUACCCAACUAGAGCUUUUUGGGGACAUGUCCACUCCUCCUGAUGUAACCUCCCCCCCAACUCCUGCUACUCCAGGUGAUGCCUUUAUCCCAUCUUCAUCCCAGUCACUUCCUGCUAGUACAGACAUGUUUGGUUCUGUACCUUUCAGCACUGCUGCCGUACCCUCAGGUUAUGUUGCCAUGGGAGCUGUUCUGCCCUCAUUCUGGGGACAGCAACCACUUGUUCAACAGCAGUUGGCCAUGGGUGCUCAGCCUCCAGUUGCUCAGGUGAUGCAGGGAGGACAGCCGAUAGCAUGGGGCCAACCCGGUAUUUUUCCUCCUACUCAGCAACCGUGGCCAUCUGUAGCUGGUCAGUUCCAACCAACUGCCUUCAUGCCAACACAAACUGUUUUGCCUUUACAAGCAGCCAUGUUUCAAGGUACCAUUGCUCCUAUAGCUACUGUUCCACCAAGUGAUUCCAACAGAUCAAGCCCACAGACAGACAGGCCCAGACAGAAAAUGGGAAAAGAAAUGUUUAAGGAUUUCCAGAUGGCUCAGCCUCCACCAGUGCCAUCAAGAAAACCAGAUCAGCCUUCCCUCAGUUGUACCUCAGAGGCCUUCUCAAGUUACUUUAACAAAGUUGGGAUGGCACAGGAAGCAGAUGAUUGUGAUGACUUUGAUAUCUCUCAGUUGAAUUUGACUCCUGUGACUUCCACAACACCAUCUACAAAUUCACCUCCAACCCCUGCACCCAGACAGAGUUCUCCAUCAAAAUCAUCAGCAUCUCAUACCAGUGAUCCUGCUGCAGAUGACCUCUUUGAAGAGGGGUUUGAAAGCCCAAGCAAAAGUGAGGAGCAAGAGGCUCCUGAUGGGUCUCAGGCCUCAUCCAACAGUGAUCCAUUUGGUGAGCCAACUGGUGAUACUAUAAGUCCACAGGUCGGUAGCUAG